This is a messenger RNA of Tetranychus urticae (two-spotted spider mite), 1176 nucleotides long. RefSeq names its product erlin-2-B. Gene Ontology annotation, molecular function: ubiquitin protein ligase binding; cholesterol binding. Gene Ontology annotation, biological process: SREBP signaling pathway. Gene Ontology annotation, cellular component: endoplasmic reticulum; endoplasmic reticulum membrane. The record is from RefSeq and is a predicted model, not a curated record. NCBI's taxonomy places the organism in Eukaryota, Metazoa, Arthropoda, Arachnida, Trombidiformes, Tetranychidae.
CGCCAUCUCACUGGUAGUCAUUCGCUUUUUCUGCCAUUCAUUUUCCUCCGGUUUUUCUUGUUCGGUAAACAUAGAGAUUUAAUUGUUUAUUUUGCCAUGGCUAAUGUUUCUUAUUUAGUUGCUACAAUUGGAGCUAUUGUAGCUAUAAUUCAUUCGUCUUUGCAUAAAAUUGAAGAAGGUCAUGUUGGUGUAUAUUAUCGUGGAGGAGCUUUGCUCAAGGAUACAUCCCAUCCUGGUUAUCAUAUGAUGGUUCCAUUCAUUACCUCAUUCCGAUCAAUUCAAGUAACCUUACAAACAGAUGAAGUGAAAAAUGUUCCUUGUGGUACUAGCGGUGGAGUAAUGAUUUACUUUGAUAGAAUCGAAGUUGUGAAUCUUUUGCGAGCUGACGCUGUAUACGAUGUUGUAAAAAAUUACACUGCUGACUAUGACAAGGCCUUAAUUUUCAACAAAGUACACCACGAACUCAAUCAAUUCUGUAGUAUUCACAGUCUGCAAGAAGUUUACAUUGAUCUGUUUGACCAAAUAGACGAAAAUUUGAAGACUGCAUUGCAAGUUGAUCUCGUCAAUAUGGCUCCUGGGCUAUACAUACUUGCAGUUCGAGUUACCAAGCCCAAAAUACCCGAAACAAUUAGACAAAAUUAUGAAAAGAUGGAAGGAGAAAAAACAAAGUUGCUAAUAGCUCAUCAAAGACAGAAGGUUGUUGAGAAAGACGCUGAAACUGAGCGGAAAAAGGCUCUCAUUGAAGCUGAAAAAGUGGCUAGUGUAUCCAAAAUUCAAUUCGAACAGAAAAUUAUGGAAAAGGAAUCUUUGAAAACGAUGGCUUCUAUUGAAGACGAAAUGUACAUAGAUCGGCAAAAGAUGAGAGCAGAUGCAGAGUACUAUGCUAUUGAAAAGAAGGCUAGAGCAAAUCAAUUGUUAUUUACCCCUGAAUAUAUGCAAAUUAAAAAGUACGAAUCAAUUGCAGCAAACACUAAAAUCUACUUUGGUAAUAGCUUACCUCACAUGUUUGUGGAUGGAACUAGUGGAGAUAAAAUAAAGGCAGCCGAAAACCUGCAAGCAGCUAAUGAGUUUGAUAAAGAAUCUUCUGAUUCUUAGUUAUUUGUAAUCAGUAAUUUUUCAAAUUUUUGGUUAAAUUAUGUAAAAUAUUGGAUAAUAAAAAACAAUGUUUAUUUGGAA